AUGUUUUCAAAUCAUGUUAAGGUUUACAAGUCUCUUUCAAUGCCUUUUGCACAAAAAAUUUGCUCUAAAAAAAUUUUAAACAGGAGUUUAUUUAUAAAAUCAGGUGUUAGGUAUACAAGUUCAGACAAAAACGAUUCAUAUGUUGAAGAAAAGAGAUUUGGCGAUGUAGAACAAUUGUGUUCAUCGCUAGACAACGGUAAUCAAAGUUGGUGGUCUCUUUAUGUAAGAGGUGAAGUCCCAGACUAUCCCCCUCGUAAAAAAAUGUUCGAGAAAUUAACCUCGGAAGGAAUUGAUGUUGAAUCUAUGGAAACCUUUGAAGUGGAAGAUUUUACUCGCUGGUUAUUAAUGAGAGAAAUACAUGGAAAAAAGUAUCCAAAGUUCCCCUAUGAUAUUAGACUAGAGGAUAAAAUAGAGGAUUUGAAAAAUCGCAUACCUUUGAAGCACGAUGAUUAG
This is a messenger RNA of Theileria equi strain WA, 453 nucleotides long. RefSeq lists its product as hypothetical. The record is from RefSeq and is a predicted model, not a curated record. The coding region runs from base 1 to 453 and encodes 150 amino acids. The transcript has a single exon. NCBI's taxonomy places the organism in Eukaryota, Apicomplexa, Aconoidasida, Piroplasmida, Theileriidae.